Molecule: messenger RNA, 1107 nt
Organism: Diabrotica virgifera virgifera (western corn rootworm)
Lineage: Eukaryota; Metazoa; Arthropoda; Insecta; Coleoptera; Chrysomelidae
Exons: 5
Coding region: 142-927 (261 amino acids)
Source: RefSeq, a predicted model, not a curated record
AAUAGUUGAAGCAGUGACUUUUCUCGAUAGUUGUCAAUUUUGUUUGACAUACUAGGUGACAGUUUUAAAGUUUUUUCAUAAAUCAAUGUGUAAAUAUCACCAGAGAAGUUUUUGUAUGUUCUGAUUUAACUUGUAUACAUAAUGGAAGAAACCAAUGAAGAAAAGAUCACCGAGCAGAAAAAUGAUGACGAGCCCAGUCUGUCACCCCUUAAAACCGUUGAACCUGUCGACAAUAUUACAGUUUUAUCAAGAGACUCAAUAGACAGCACUGAAGUCGUCGAAAAAGUCAUUGUGCCGGAUAAUAUUAAAACUGUAUUCGACAAGAAAUCUCCCAAAAACGUAGAGGAUGUGCCAAUAAUUAAGGAGGAAGUUCUAAUCAAGGAGGAUAAAAUCAAAAAAGAAGAUUCUCGCAAAGAGCCAGUUGAGAUACAACCAUUGACACCAUCAAAGCAGCCGCAAAAAGUCAUAGCUGAAAAGAAAAGAGUGGGAUCUGCUUCUAGUGCUAUAGUUUCAGGAAAAAUUGAUAAGAAUCACAGCGACAUUUUUUCAUUAAAGGAAGAAAACACCAUAUCCGACCUCAUAUUUUCAGUCAAUGGUUCGCCAUCACGAAAGGUUUAUCGUCAAGUGCAAAACGUACCCAGUGACAGUCCCUAUCCUUUUGGACAAGUGGCAGAGCCCCACCCAAAUCAAGUCUCGCCUAGAGAUAAAAUGAGAGACAAGGAUAGUUACCACGAUGUGAAGAGACCAUCGCAUUGUAUUAGGAAUCCUCUCACAGGCACAGGACUGAGUUCCAACGACGAAUACAAGUUCCACAAAGGAAACAAAAGAACCGACGGAAAUCCUAUUUUAGGAUUAGGUUAUACUUCCGAUAUAGCUCCAUCAACCCAUAGAAUUCCUCCAGGCGGGUACUCGCACAAACUCUGGUGAUUUACCGAUGAAGUAAUUCCAGAAAAAUUUUCAGUGACAAUUGUCUUUUUGUUUGUUUUUGUGUAAUAUAUAGAACAGGAUGUGUAUUAUUUUUACAUGUACAUUUGUUAUUAUAAAUAUCGUAAACUAACAAUAAAAGAAAUAUAUAAAUUUAAUUUUAAUAAAAAUAUUUCAGUACAA